AUCUUACAGGCGAGGUCGGGUUCGGUCCUCUUCUGAAUCCGACGCCAUCCUCCUUGGUGCUUAACUUGGCAUCCAAUUCACAGCCAUGCCGCCCAAGUUCGACCCCAACGAGAUCAAAGUCGUAUUCUUAAGAUGCACUGGGGGCGAAGUUGGUGCCACUUCAGCUCUGGCUCCAAAAAUUGGGCCUCUAGGUUUGUCUCCCAAAAAGGUGGGUGAUGACAUUGCCAAGGCUACCGGUGACUGGAAGGGCCUGAGGAUCACAGUUAAGCUGACCAUCCAGAACAGGCAAGCUCAGAUUGAGGUGGUCCCAUCAGCCUCUGCCUUGAUCAUCAAAGCUCUGAAGGAGCCUCCCCGUGACCGCAAAAAGCAGAAAAACAUUAAGCACAGUGGCAAUGUCAGCUUUGAGGAGAUCGUGAACAUCGCCCGGCAGAUGCGUCACCGAUCCUUGGCCCGGGAACUCUCAGGAACCAUUAAGGAGAUCCUGGGAACAGCCCAGUCUGUUGGCUGCAAUAUCGAUGGGCGACAUCCUCACGACGUCAUCGAUGACAUCAAUAGCGGUGCAGUUGAAUGUCCUCCAAGCUAAGACUGCUACCUGAAUGGACAUGAUGCAACUUAAGCAAGUUCUGUAUGGUGAAUAUUAGUAAUAAAUGCAGUUACACUUGUAA
Lacerta agilis (Sand lizard) is the source of this 665-nucleotide messenger RNA. RefSeq names its product ribosomal protein L12 (gene RPL12). NCBI's taxonomy places the organism in Eukaryota, Metazoa, Chordata, Lepidosauria, Squamata, Lacertidae. The record is from RefSeq and is a predicted model, not a curated record. The transcript has 7 exons. Bases 86 to 583 code for a protein of 165 amino acids. Gene Ontology annotation, molecular function: structural constituent of ribosome; large ribosomal subunit rRNA binding. Gene Ontology annotation, cellular component: cytosolic large ribosomal subunit; ribosome. Gene Ontology annotation, biological process: translation.